AACAAAUUGGCAAACUUGAAUGCGAGGCAUUCAUGUCCGAUGACGCUCCCGCAUACGGUAAUGCAUGGGAGCACGUGAUGGGCCCUGUCAAAAAUCGGAUGCUCUGUACCUGGCAUGUGAACCGCAGCUGGAAAGGAAAAUUGCAGAAAGUCACUAAUGAGGAAAUUCGAAAAACUCUUCAAGACCAGUUGUUCACUCUCAGAAAUUGCAGUGAUGAGGUUGAAUUCCAAGAGGCUUUACCACGCUUUCUCGAUCAGAAACUGGGUAAAGAAGGUGAGGAUUUUCUUAAGUACUUCAGGAGUCAUUAUGCUGGAAGAGCGACUCAGUGGGCGCACUGUUUCAGAAAAGGCAUUCCAUUCACCACUAACAACCAUCUGGAGGCAAUGCACAGGGACCUCAAGUCAAACUACAUGCAUGGAACGCACAACCAGAGGCUUGACAAGCUGCUAAUGAUACUCUUGGAGCUAACUCGUGACCGGCUCUACAAGCGUCUCAAGUCGCUCAUAAAAGGAAAAACAAAUCGGCAUGCCACAGCCCUUUUCCAAAGGCACCAAGAUGGGAUGAAGAUCCCCGCAUCAGAUGUAGAAAAGCUACAAAAUGGCAGUGGAUGGCUUGUGAAGUCCCAGUCCCAGGCUGGAACUAACUACAAUGUCGAAAGAAAGGGUGAUCCCUGUCAGGGCUGCAUCCUUCGCUGCAAGGACUGCGACAUAUGUAUCGACAGUUACCAGUGCACUUGCAAUGACAGCUUGAUUUCAGUUUCAAUAUGCAAGCACAUUCACGCCGUAGCUUACCUGGAGCGUCGUGCGACAACUGUAGAGGAAGUCGAAACUCAGCCAGACAUGGUGCCAUCAACCUCUUGCAAUGCAGCAGGCUCUACAUUGGUCGAUGAGCCCCAGUCUCUCUUGGAUAACAUUCGGCACAGUGUUGAGAUUAGCAUGCAGAAAUCUGAACCAGAUUCGGAGGACGAAGUACGUCUAGCCUUGAAUGCACUGAACGAGUCCCUCUCGAGGAAAAAAUUGAUAAGCGCUUCGAGUCGGGCCAUGGUAGUAGAGUACCUCGCAAAGGCCAAAGAACUAGUUGAUUCUGCACCCGAUGCAUCAUGUCUAAAACCCAAAGUGGUUCCUCACAACAAAAAAAUGGAAAAGCAACCACGGUACAUUUCAACCAAAAAGAGACGCCCUGGUUCUGGUUCCAUGCAUGUAAAGCGUCCAAACAGGUUGGAGCAACAGUCCAUCAUGAAGGACCUUGUAGACAACAGAGUUUCCUCACGGGUAGCAGCAUCCACUUGGCUUCUUGCGGAUGCUGCUGCCUUAGUCCUUAGGGACCAUGACUACUGUGCAGAGCAGUAG
Messenger RNA from Ixodes scapularis (black-legged tick), 1349 nucleotides. RefSeq lists its product as uncharacterized. NCBI's taxonomy places the organism in Eukaryota, Metazoa, Arthropoda, Arachnida, Ixodida, Ixodidae. Gene Ontology annotation, molecular function: zinc ion binding. The transcript has a single exon. The record is from RefSeq and is a predicted model, not a curated record. Bases 33 to 1349 code for a protein of 438 amino acids.